Arachis duranensis is the source of this 1628-nucleotide messenger RNA. Its product is annotated as beta-glucosidase 13. The coding region runs from base 55 to 1515 and encodes 486 amino acids. The record is from RefSeq and is a predicted model, not a curated record. Gene Ontology annotation, biological process: carbohydrate metabolic process. The transcript is spliced from 12 exons. Gene Ontology annotation, molecular function: beta-glucosidase activity. NCBI's taxonomy places the organism in Eukaryota, Viridiplantae, Streptophyta, Magnoliopsida, Fabales, Fabaceae.
UUUAUUUAUUUAGCUUCCACAAACACACGCACCACAUCGACAUUGUAUUGUAAAAUGAGUAUGGGUAUGGCAAUUUCAUUCCAUGGCAAUAGAGGUUUUGUUCUCCUCCUUGGUGUUUUGGCUCUUCUUGUUAGCAACUCAUGCUCCGACGACCUUGCGUCGUUAAACCGGAGUAGUUUUCCGGCAGGUUUCAUCUUUGGGACUGCCUCCGCUUCUUACCAGUAUGAAGGUGCUGCAAAUGAAGGUGGCAAGGGACCAAGUACAUGGGACACCUUAACUCAUAAACACCCAGGUAACAUUCAAACUUUAGGUCAUGGUUUUUAUUUCAAUUACAGAGAAGAUGUUGGGAUCAUGAAGUAUAUGAAUACGGAUGCUUACAGAUUCUCCAUUUCUUGGUCCAGAAUAUUACCGAAAGGAAAAAUUAGUUCAGGUAUAAAUCAAGAAGGAAUCAAAUAUUACAACAACCUUAUCAACGAGCUUCUGACUAAUGGCCUACAACCAUUUGUGACCCUAUUUCAUUGGGAUCUUCCCCAAGCCUUACAAGAUGAGUACAGUGGCUUCUACAGCCCCAAUAUAAUAAAGGACUUUCAAGAUUAUUCAGAGUUAUGCUUUAAAGAAUUUGGAGACAGAGUGAAACAUUGGAUUACACUUAACGAACCAUGGAGUUAUUGUUAUGGUUUAGAUAAGCCUUACCUCGCCGCACACUACCAACUCCUUGCUCAUGCCGCUGCAGUUCAAAUUUAUAAAGCUAAAUAUCAGGUUUCUCAGAAAGGCUUGAUAGGCAUCACGUUAAAUUCUAAUUGGUUCUUGCCAUACACAAACAACAAUUUGGAUAUCCUUGCUGCUCAACGAGCUCUUGAUUUCAUGUUUGGAUGGUUUAUGGAACCAAUAACAAGAGGAAAAUAUCCAAGAUCCAUGCAGCAAUAUGUGGGAAGCCGGUUACCAAGUUUCAGCAAAGAGCAAUCUAAGCAACUUAUAGGUUCAUUUGAUUUUAUUGGACUCAAUUAUUACACCUCUAAUUAUGCUGCUCAUUUACUCCAUGAAAACAAUGACAAUACCAAACCAAACUAUUUCACGGAUUCACAUGUCAAUAUGACAACUGAGCGAAAUGGGAUACCCAUUGGGCCAAGGGCUGCUUCAACUUGGCUAUAUGUAUAUCCAAAGGGAAUUCGAGAGAUAUUGUUGUACACAAAGAAAACAUAUAACAACCCUUUAAUUUACAUCACAGAAAAUGGUAUCGAUGAGUUCAAUGAUCCAACACUACCACUUGAAGAGGCCCUCAUGGAUACUUUUAGAAUUGACUACUAUUAUCGCCACCUUUAUUAUGUUUCAACCGCAAUCAAGGAUGGAGUGAAUAUAAAAGGGUAUUUUGCAUGGUCACUAUUGGACAACUUUGAAUGGGGCAAUGGUUACACGGUGCGUUUUGGAAUUAACUUUGUUGAUUAUAAAGAUAAUUUGAAAAGGCACAAAAAGCUUUCUGCUCAUUGGUUUAGGAAUUUUCUUAAAAAAUAUUAGACUUUUAAUUAUUUCUUGAUGUAAUAAUGGUCAUUUUAUUCCAAAUAAUGUAAACGUGACCAUUUGUAUGAAUGAAUGAACAAUUCUAAUAUUAAAUAAUCUUAAAUUUGAAA